GCGGUUGAAGUGGCAGCUUGGAGUUCUAAGAAUGGUAAAAGGGCUUCCAACAAUUGGUGUACCCAAUGUUCCCUUAAUUUCACAGAUUCCUCUGCAAUAAUAUUCGUCUUUUCUAGAAAAGGUCUGUCACUGUGGGACACUGACAACGGUGGUGCCACGCCAUUGCACUGGGCCACACAAUGUUGCGCUGCCAAGGUCGUUCGAUUUAUUCUCCAAUCCGGUAAAUCACCUCAAGGCCUAGCGCCAUUUCUAGUCGCGGACAAGGAUGGUGUCACGCCAAUACACAUAGCAGCAUGUGGUAAUGGUAAAAUACUUCAGAUGUUCAUCGAUGCUGUCACUGCUACAGACGAUGUGUUCGGCUUUUGGCCCAUACACAAAAGAGCCGUGGCCCUUGCCUACGCGCAUCUAAAAGCUAGCGUUGAGUGUGUGAGGUUGAUCUUAGUCACGGUUUUUACGUACACCAUUUCUCCGUCAUUUCCGUGCGCUGUAUGCAGAAAGGAUAUUUGUCACAUCCUUUCCAGAUUUCACCCAGCUUUGGGUCUGCCUGUCGAUGCGAGAGAUUCAUGUGGUCUAACUCCACUUAUGUGUGCUGUCGGGGUUCCAUUCGCACAAGGAGUGGAUGUUUGCCGCCUUCUCGCCCGACGAAAAGAAAUGUCGAUCUCAGCCCGAAAUCGCGAUGGUCUGUCAGCAAUUCAUUUGGCAGCUAUCGCUAAUAAUCUCCAGGUGCUCAAGUUAUUCGCCGAGGAGAUGGGCAAGAAUGUUGAGGUAAGACAACCACAUAACCACUAA
Molecule: messenger RNA, 789 nt
Organism: Cooperia oncophora
Lineage: Eukaryota; Metazoa; Nematoda; Chromadorea; Rhabditida; Trichostrongylidae
Source: the annotation of a GenBank genome assembly